This is a messenger RNA of Aricia agestis (brown argus), 1085 nucleotides long. RefSeq lists its product as uncharacterized. Lineage: Eukaryota; Metazoa; Arthropoda; Insecta; Lepidoptera; Lycaenidae. The transcript is spliced from 9 exons. The record is from RefSeq and is a predicted model, not a curated record. The coding region runs from base 212 to 1078 and encodes 288 amino acids.
GCUCAGCGGCCGCGCCCGGGUUCCGUUCCCGACAAAACAAUUGAGACUUCUGUGGAAGUGUUACUGGUAUCGGUGCGAGGGAUUCUAACACAUGUGGCCAAAGUACAUAAGGUUCGAUAUAGCGUGGCACAAGCCUGGGUAGUCUGACGAAGCUCCUUGUGCGACGGAAUGAUAGGAGUGUGUGUUAUGUGACGCGGGCCCAGUGAGCGGCAUGCAGGCCCAGCGCUGGACGCGGGCCACGCUCGCGGCGGCCGCGCUGCUGCUGGCGCUCGGGCCCUGCUUGGCCGAGCUUGAUGUAUCUACGGCAGCGGCUUUCGACCCGUCGAAGCGCGGCAGCAUGAUGUAUGGCGACUCGUGCUCGACGGUGAUGGAGUGCGGGUUCCCGGACUCCAUCUGCGACAUGGUGCAGAAGAUCUGUCGCUGCCACCCCGUCACGCCCGUCACCAAUCACGUGGACAAGUGUGGGAAACCGGCGACAAUCAACGACACGUGUAUGUUCAACGAGCAAUGCGAGUACGUAGACUUCAAGACGGAGUGCCGGAACGACAAGUGCGUAUGCAAGUUCGAGAUGGUAGCCGAGGUGACCGUGGACGGCGGUAUUGUUUGCAACCCUGAGAAGGAGGUGGAGGUAUCGACGCGGACCCUGGACCCAGCGAUGAUUGGCGUGCUGGUGGGCAUGGCGCUUAUGUUUGUCAUCAUUUGCGUCGUCCUUCGUUUGUUUAGCAGGGCUCGCUGGAGAGAGAACCGCACGAUCUUCAACACGCCAAACCCUCGACUGAUGAACGUGUCUCUGUUACGUGAUUCCAAGCUUUUGCAUGCACAGGACCGUCGCGGCUCCCGCGUCAGCAUGCGUCCGCCGUCGCGGCAGGCGAGCCAGCAAGAGCUGCGACCGACCUCACCAAACCCCGCACGACAUCACCAAAGCCAUCAGCUACACCGAAAAACCUCAGGUUCAAGAAGAGGUUCUAGGGCAAGCAGCGGUGUCUCUGCGACGUCGCUAAGGUCUGCCACGUUGAGAUCUCCCACAGCACAAGGGCCCACCUCGGUGACCGUAGAAAUCCGCGCACCCGACGCCUAAGCCAAUA